CCCCCCCCCCCCCCCCCCCCCCCCCCCGUGCACAAGCCGUGCUUCGUGUGCAGCGACCGCAGCUCUGGGUACCACUACGGAGUGAGCUCCUGCGAGGGCUGCAAGGGUUUUUUCCGGCGGAGCAUCCAGAAGAACAUGGUGUACACGUGUCACCGGGAGCGCAACUGCCAGAUUGACAAGGUCACCCGCAACCGGUGCCAGUUCUGCCGCCUCCAGAAGUGCUUCCAGGUCGGAAUGUCCAAGGAAGCUGUGCAGAACGACCGGAGCAAGAGGAAGAAGGAGGUGAAGGAGGAUCUGGGGGGGGAUGAGCUGAGCCCAGAGCUGGCCGAGCUGGUGCAGAGGGUCAGCAGAGCCCACCAGGAGACCUUCCCCUCGCUGGGCCAGCUGGGCAAGUACACCACGAACUCGAGUGCUGACCACCGGGUGCAGCUGGACCUGGGGCUGUGGGACAAGUUCAGCGAAUUGGCCACCAAGUGCAUCAUCAAGAUCGUGGAGUUUGCAAAGCGGCUCCCGGGCUUCACAGGGCUCAGCAUGGCUGACCAGAUCACUCUGCUCAAGGCUGCCUGCCUCGACAUCCUGAUGCUGCGGAUCUGCACCCGCUACACGCCAGAGCAGGACACGAUGACCUUCUCGGACGGGCUGACGCUGACCCGGACCCAGAUGCACAACGCGGGAUUCGGGCCCCUCACUGACCUCGUGUUUGCCUUCGCGGGGCAGCUGCUGCCGCUGCAGCUCGACGACACCGAGACUGGGCUGCUGAGUGCCAUCUGCCUCAUCUGUGGGGACCGGAUAGAGCUGGAGCAGCCCCGGCACGUGGAGCGGCUGCAGGAGCCGCUGCUCGAGGCUCUGCGGGUCUACGCCCGGCGCCGGCGCCCGCGGCAGCCACAGCGUUUCCCCCGCAUGCUGCUCAAAAUCACUGACCUGCGUGGCAUCAGCACCAAGGGGGCAGAACGAGCCAUCACCCUGCGCACGGAGAUCCCGGGGCCGAUGCCCCCCCUGAUCCGGGAGAUGCUGGAGAACCCCGAAAUCUUCACCGAGGCGGGGGCCGAUGGCCCAGCCCCAGAGCCCCCUGCUGCCCAGGACAGUCCCCCUGGCCCCCCCAAAUCCCCAUAGCCCCACCCAGAUCGGGGGGGGGGAUCUCCAAAGCCCCUCCCAAAUGGGGUGGGACGUUCAGAGCUGCCUUCCAGAGCCCCCCUCUACUCCGUGGAGGGGGAGCUCCCCAAAGUGCCCCCUCCACCCCCAGUUUGGGGAAGGGGGCAGAGACUGACAGAGCAAAGCUAUUGCCUUAAGCUGGAGGGGUCUGGGGGUGCCCCCCAAACCUCAGCUUCACGCCAAAGCCCUCUCAGACCCCGCUGCACCCCUCCUUGUACUGGGGGGGAUGUGAGGGGGAGGAGUUCCCCCCAGCUUAAUGCCUGACACUCCCGGGGUGCCCCUCCUACGGUUUAUUUAUUGGACAGUGGGUGGAUUUGGGGGGAACACACACCCCCGUUCCCCCCCAGGACAUCCUACUCCCCCAGUCUGGGGCGGGGGGGCUGCUCGUAGGUUUCGUUUUUUGACGCUGUAUGGGUGGGAAGGGACACCCCAAAAUUGCCCUCCCCCAGUGCCCCCCCCCAAACACUACAGAGACCAAAGAUGGGGGACACAAGGUGACCCCCCCCCCCCCCCCCCCCCCCC
Molecule: messenger RNA, 1674 nt
Organism: Ficedula albicollis (Collared flycatcher)
Lineage: Eukaryota; Metazoa; Chordata; Aves; Passeriformes; Muscicapidae
Gene: RARG
Product: retinoic acid receptor gamma
Exons: 8
Coding region: 136-1113 (325 amino acids)
Biological process (GO): regulation of transcription by RNA polymerase II; cellular response to corticotropin-releasing hormone stimulus; retinoic acid receptor signaling pathway
Cellular component (GO): transcription regulator complex; nucleus
Molecular function (GO): zinc ion binding; nuclear receptor activity; nuclear glucocorticoid receptor binding
Source: RefSeq, a predicted model, not a curated record